AUGGUUCACAUGAUCCGAAGUUUCCAGGCGAUAUCGGGUUCUGCAAAGGCCCACAUGGAUGGCAUGCAUGCGUAUGGGUUGCCGACGUCUAAGAUACUGGGGUACAUGGCUGGGAUUGCGGGUGGUUAUUCUUGUUUGGGUUUUACCAAGAAAGACGCAUACAACUAUAUUGAUCGGUCGAAGCAUGCAAAGGUGGUUGAUGGAGACAUGAACGCUGCUAUAGUCUACCUGGAAGGCAAGGUAGCUGCUGAUCCCAUGUCUAUGGCCCGGUAUAAUUUGACUGAAGAAGAUGAGACAAUCAGUUCAUACAAGUGGAUGUUAGAGAACUUGUUAGAAGUCAUGUGUGGGAAUAUGCCCUCUAUUAUUGUGACCGACGGGGAUGAAUCAAUGAUUGCUGAAGUUAGGAAAGUGUUUCCCUGGGCAACCCAUAGGUUAUAUGCAUGGCAUCUGCAGAAGAAUGUGACAUCGAACACCAACGAGCAGAUGUUCUGUGAUGUAUUUGCCAAGUGGUUAUAUGCCGGCAUGGAGGUCGAAGAGUUUGAGGGUGAAUGGGCACAGGUUGCUGAACAGUAUGGGUUGCUCAAUAAGUAUUGGGCGUUACAACUGUAUGAAAAUAGGAAGAUGUGGGCAAAUGCGUACUUGCGUCGCAAGUUUUGUGCUGGGAUUUGCACGACGUCUCGACGUGAGGGCAUCAAUUCCCAUCUAAAAAAAUUUUUGUCGUCUAGGCACACUAUUCUAGAGCUUGUGCAGAAUCUGGAGCUACUAGUACGGGAGUACCGGAACAAUGAGUUGGUUGCACAGUUCAGUUCAAUGUACGGUGUUUCCGUUAUGACGACAUGUCUUGAUCCCAUGGAACAGUUUGCGGCAUCGGUGUACACGAAGGUCAUAUUCACACAAGUCAAGAAGGAGAUUGAUUCUAUCUCGGUCGUUAACUUGUUGACGAGCAACCCGUUCCUCAUAGCACAAAGGACCAUGAGCCACAAGAUCUAUACCUCUGCUAUUGUGAGGCAGAACCACCGGGAAUCUGAACAGCACACGCUCAUCGUUCGUGUUAAUUUUCUGAGGAACAAAAAGGGGAGAACCAAUUUGAAAAAAUGA
Arachis duranensis is the source of this 1098-nucleotide messenger RNA. RefSeq names its product protein FAR-RED ELONGATED HYPOCOTYL 3-like. The transcript has 2 exons. The coding region runs from base 1 to 1098 and encodes 365 amino acids. Lineage: Eukaryota; Viridiplantae; Streptophyta; Magnoliopsida; Fabales; Fabaceae. The record is from RefSeq and is a predicted model, not a curated record.